AUGAUAAGAGUAAUAUUAAUUCUUAAAAUAAAUCAUUUACAUUUGAUUGAGUAAUGUGAAAAAGGAAAUAAACUGUAUAAUAAAAUAUUAAAAUAGAAUAUACUACAACAAUAAUCCACGAGUUAAACUAAGUUUUGGAAAACUAUUCGCAAUUUUAGGCACCCAUAAUAUCUUGGAAUAUUUUCAUUAGCCUUCAGAGAUAUAUUUUUUGAUGAAAAUAUCAAAUAUGCUAUUUAAUUUGUUCCAAUAUAUUAAGAAUUAAUUGAACUUCAUUUAGAUUCAAAAUGCACAUUUGGGAAAUGAUAAAUAAUUUAAAAUGGGAUGCAUUGAAUUUGUAAAAUUUUAUUUAAAUAACUAUAUAACAAAAAUAAUGACAGUAAAAAAACUUUGAUCUAUCUAUGGAAUAUUUAGUGAAGGUGAAAAAAAAAGAAUCUACAGAAAAACUUAAAUUCAUGACAAAAAUUCUCGAUCACAUCUAAUUUUAGGCAUUUUUAUUGAAAAUGAAUCAUAAUAUUCUUGAUUAAAAUAAAUUGAUUUGUCAGAAAGUGAAAAGUUAUCAUCAUAAAAUGGUUACUGUAAAAAAUGGAGAGAAGGAAAUAUAAGACAUUUAUAACUAACAAUUUUAUGAUACUUGGUAUUUAGAAAUAUCAAACAAGUCUUAUUUUAAAGAUUUAGUCAGAUUAGAGAAUAUAAUAUUAAAAAAAAUCCUGAUCUUUUCUAAAAAUAUCUCAAGAAGUUAUAUGAAAAAAUUAACAAUAUAUAUUCUGAAAAACAUUGAAUAAAUUUAAAGAGAGAAACUACAGUGUAGUAUCAAUAAAUAAUCAUUAAAUUAUAUACUGCAAUUAUAAAUUUUCAUAAAAAAGGUAGUUAGGCUUAGAAAAUAUUAAAGUAUCUUUUAAUUUAAGAAAUAAAGAAUGGAGUUCGGCUAUUUGUGA
Paramecium sonneborni is the source of this 935-nucleotide messenger RNA. Lineage: Eukaryota; Ciliophora; Oligohymenophorea; Peniculida; Parameciidae. The record is from the annotation of a GenBank genome assembly.